Messenger RNA from Archocentrus centrarchus (flier cichlid), 2676 nucleotides. It is a transcript of the gene mylipa, whose product is annotated as myosin regulatory light chain interacting protein a. The record is from RefSeq and is a predicted model, not a curated record. NCBI's taxonomy places the organism in Eukaryota, Metazoa, Chordata, Actinopteri, Cichliformes, Cichlidae. The coding region runs from base 126 to 1556 and encodes 476 amino acids. Gene Ontology annotation, molecular function: ubiquitin-protein transferase activity. Gene Ontology annotation, biological process: ubiquitin-dependent protein catabolic process. Gene Ontology annotation, cellular component: cytoskeleton. The transcript has 7 exons.
GAGUGAAAGGGCUAAGAAAGUGAUGAAGGCUUGGUGUAGAGGGUUUUUUAAAAAAGAAGGCUCGAGAGUUGGUUGAUUGUUUUAAAGAGUGGCACACCAAAGAUUUACGCAAACAAGCAGACAAAAUGCUCUGCCACGUUACUCGUCCGGAUUCGGUGGUGAUGGAAGUGGAAGUUGAUGCGAAGGCGAACGGUGAAGACUGUCUCAACAAGGUUUGCAGAAAGUUGGGUAUAAUCGAAGUGGACUACUUUGGGCUGCAGUUCACAGGCAGCAAAGGAGAAAACCUGUGGCUGAAUCUGAGGAACCGCAUCAGCCAGCAGAUGGAUAAUUUGACGCCCUGUCGGCUGAGGCUGCGGGUCAAGUUCUUUGUGGAGCCCCAUCUGAUUCUGCAGGAGCAGACGCGACACAUCUUCUUUACGCACGUGAAGGAGGACCUCCAUAACGGUCACCUGCGUAUGGCCUCGGAACAGGCAGAGGAGCUAAGCGCACUCCUGGCACAGGCCGAGUUUGGCGACUACAACCAAAAUACAGCCCAGUACUGGUAUUCAGAGCUGUGUGGAGAAGAGCCCAGCCCUGCCACCAUUGACAGUAUAAUUUCCAGACACAAAGCUCUAGAAGGUAUGAGCCAGGGCUCAGUGGAGUAUCAGGCCCUGCAGCUGGUCUCCUCUCUGGAGCAUUACGGCGUGGAGUGGCACUGGGCUCGUGACGCAGAUGGUCAGAGGAUGGCAAUAGGAGUCGGUCCUGAAGGUAUCGCUGUUUGCAAGGAGGAUUUCAGCUUGGUCAACAGGAUAAGUUAUCCGAUCAUCCAGAUCGCCACCCAGUCGGGGAAAAGUGUCUACCUGACAGUUACCAAGGACACAAAUGACAGCGUGGUGCUUUUGUUUAAGCUGAUCAGUAACCGGGCAGCCAGUGGUCUGUACCGGGCCAUCACGGAGACCCAUGCUUUCUACAGGUGUGACACCGUUACCAAUGCAGUGAUGAUGCAGUACAGCAGAGACUUCAAGGGCCACCUAGCUUCACUCUUCCUCAAUGAAAACAUUAACCUGGGCAAAAAGUACGUGUUUGACAUCCGACGUACCGCCAAGGAAGUGUACGACCAUGCUCGUCGAGCCCUCUAUAACUCUGGCGUGGUGGACCUGAUGUCCCGCUCUGAAAGCAGAGAUCGCUACUCUCCUUCACGCUCCCCAAGCAGGGACAGCCAGCAGGACAAGGGGCUGGACUGUGGCAGCUGCCAGCAAAGCCGAGCCCUGCAGGAGCGUCUGCAGAAGCUCAGAGAGGCUCUGCUGUGCAUGCUCUGCUGCGAGGAGGAGAUAGAUGCUGCAUUCUGCCCCUGCGGCCAUAUGGUGUGCUGCCAGACCUGCGCGAAUCAGCUUCAGUUGUGUCCCGUGUGUCGGUCGGAGGUGGAACACGUGCAGCGCGUCUACCUGCCCACUUGCACAAGCCUCCUAAACCUGACGCUGACCGACAAUCACCAGCACCGCAGUAACAUUCCCGCGCCCAUCCACAGAGACACAUGCUCCACCACAGAGUAUGAACACAAGCUCUACCACACAUAAGGACAACACCACCAAGAACUCCACUGUGAAUACUUUGAAGUUAUACCAGACAGAUUUAAUAAAAGGAGCAUUUCCUUAUCCAACUUUUUUUUUUUUUUUUUUUUUUUUUUCUCCCCCUGCCUGGACUUCAAAAAUGACCAAAAAUAGAAACUCCUGAGCAUAUUUAAAGAUCAACACACUCAAUCUACACACUCGGAUUCUUUGUGUUUUUCUGUUCAGUUUGUCAGACUGGUUCUUCAGUAUUUGUUUUUUUCCCCUUUUGCUCUUUGUGUCAUUCUGUCCGAAUCUUGUCUCUUUUUUUAAUUUUUUUUUUUUUAUAUAUAUAUCUUGUCUUUCAGAUAUCAUUAUGUGCUGCCAGAGUAUAAUUUUUAGAUUAGGCUUUUAUUGUGAAUUAAAUUAUUGCAUCAGUUGACCUGAUACAUAAUUAUUAUUCUUUUGAAUUUGUAUUUUGGUUGUACGCUUCAUGAGUUGCUCCACAUCAGGCUCCUAGCCCAAGAAACUGCAUUUUUAGAAUGGCUUAAAUGUAUUUAACUGAGGUUUUUUUUUUUUUUUUUUUUAAUAAUUAUUAUUUUGAAGCUUUCUGACAUUUUUAAAACUUUGUUCUUUUGAUUUGAGAAUUUAAUUUUUAUGUAAUGGCUGGAAAUGCAGUGUUUUUUUGUUUUGUUUUUUUUUUUUUUUAAAUAUAUUUUGUCAUUUUUUUUUUCUAUGCCAAUGAGGAGGUAUUUAGAGGUUCCACGGCAUAUUGCUCAUGAAUAUAGCACUGCAUGCCUCGCACAAAAUGCUGUAAGUCUAGCCCAACAGAACUGAAUCUUGCAGACACUCCACUCAGCUUCUUUCAUUGACUGCUCCAUCUUUCCAGGUUUAUUUCUAUCUCAACAGAGGUAGAAGUUAAGAACACUAAAGAGGCUCUUGGCAGACGCAGACCAACAGUUAUCUCCAAAAGAAUUUGUUGAGCAGCAGCUGCUUCCUCUGAAAACCUCACCUGUAAACUUCCUCUCUCAGAUGUGCUAGUGAGUUUUGAUAUUUUAGGGUACUAGGGCAUCUGUAUGUGCAAUACUUGCUUGCCAAGCUUUUCAUUUUCAGAUUUAUUUAAUUUCAAAGAAUAUAUUUAAAAAAAAAA